This is a messenger RNA of Dreissena polymorpha, 2712 nucleotides long. RefSeq lists its product as uncharacterized. The coding region runs from base 666 to 1724 and encodes 352 amino acids. Gene Ontology annotation, cellular component: cytoplasm. Gene Ontology annotation, molecular function: ubiquitin protein ligase activity. Gene Ontology annotation, biological process: protein ubiquitination. Lineage: Eukaryota; Metazoa; Mollusca; Bivalvia; Myida; Dreissenidae. The record is from RefSeq and is a predicted model, not a curated record. The transcript is spliced from 2 exons.
UAAGCUGGUGUGUACUCGUAUGUAUAGUUUUGAACAAUACAAACCACCGUUAUCUGUUACUUUAACAAACUUUAAAUCAAUACAACGGGUAUUUAUAAGUCUAUGUUUAUUGACUCAUUAUUGGAAACAUACAUGUGCUUGUUUUAAUUAUUGUUUUGGACUAAAUUGAGGCAUCGUUUAACAAUUAACAUGCAUAAGUCAGGCUUGAAGGAAGAAAAUCAUACAGCCAUUUUUCGAGUUACAAACAUGGAACGUUUUCAUACUAUGUGCAACCCAGUCAGGCGUUUCUAACAGCCUUAGUUUAAUACAAAGUGCAAUACCAGAAGAUCGAAACUUCAAAGGAAAGUAUAUUAAUGAAGGUAACUAAGUAUGGUACAGUGGAUUUAAUUUUCAACUAAGAACCGUCGAAGUGUGACCAAUCAGAAGCAUGAUCAGCAAAAGAAUGUGAUAAAUAAUGAAAUUAUUGAGCUUAUACAUUGUUCCAAUCCAGUCAAAAAAGGUGCUCACCGAAACAAAACAACAAUUAAGACAAUCAAAAACAUCUAAAGAAAUCGUUUCCCGUAAAUGAGGAAACAUGCGUUAAUUAAGCAGAAAAGUAAUAAUUUAAAUAAGAAACGGAGAUUGUAACAUCCACGUUUUGAACGUUAAUUACUGAAGGCAAUACAAUGGAAGUAACAACGGAAAUAUUUAGUUUCAGGUUCGCACCAUAUGUAAGUUGCAUCAAGUCUUGUAUGCUAUUCGGCCAUGUCUUAACAGGAUUGAUUUGCAUUGUAACUGAAAGUUUAGACUAUGUCGUCUCCACGUUUGUGUUCUGGAUAUGUGUUGUCGUGUUUACUUUCGUUGGAGCUGUGCUAAUAGUUGUCGUUGUUAAGGAAAUAAUAACACACAAUGAAACUAUUUUAUUCGUAAUUUUUCUAUUGUGUUUUGUCGAAGCCUAUCAACAUGGAGGAGCAUUUGUUUACGUUUUGUAUAAUUUUGUUCAUCCAAUUGUGCACAUACUCUUACCAAUUUACCUUUGUGUUUGUGUUUUACUGGUAACAUUGCAAGUUGUGUUGUCAUUCCUGAAAAUAUGUCAAUCAUAUUAUGUUAAUAGGGAAUUAGUAGUAAAUGAACUCCCUCAGAGUGUCCCUAAUCAUAAUGGCUUCAGCGAAGUGAUUAAUGAUGUAGAGAUUACUGAUGUAGAUGAAAACCCAGUGAUCACUGAUGUAGAGGUGGGCAGCGAAACUGAUCAUGAAGAAGGUAACACAGAGAUAAAUUAUGUAGAGGGUAGCACAUAUACAACUGAUGUAGAGGGGAACACAGAGAUAAGUGCUGUAGAGCGAACCCCAGAGAUAAAUGAUGCAGAGGGACACACAAAGAGUAAUGUUGUAAACAUGAAGAUAUUUCCACUUCACGACGACGAUGACACACCCAAAGAGUGUGUGAUAUGCACUGAGGAAAUAAUUUUCAUUACUAUUCUACCGUGUAUGCACUCGAACAUGUGCAAAAUGUGUGUUUUUAUGUGGCAACAAGAUAACAAUAGCUGUCCUUUUUGUAGGAAAAAGAUUGAAGGAUUAACACCAAGCGAGUGUUUGAUAUGCGCUGAGGAAAGGUCUGUCGUUACUAUUCUACCGUGUAUGCACUCUUACAUGUGCAAAAUGUGUAUCUGUAAGUGGCAACAAUAUAACAAUAGCUGUCCUUGUUGUAGAGAAGAGAUUGAAGGCUUAACACCCAGCGAGUGUUGAUAUGCGCUGAGGAAAGGUCUGUCGUUACUAUUCUACCGUAUAUGCAUUCGAACAUGUGCAAAAUAUGUGUCUGUAUGUGGCAACAAGAUAACAAUAGCUGAGGAAAGGUCUGUCGUUACUUUUCUCCAUUCUAUGCACGCAAACAUGUGUAAAGCGUGUUAUUCCCUGUGGCAAAAAUGUAACAAAUGUUGCCCGAUUUGUAGGAAAGCGAUUGAAGGAGUAAUUUCGUAUUUGCACGUGUAGUAUUUAUGCGAAGUUAUGGCUCUAUUUGGAAUAUAUGACUUCCAUUGCUUAAAUAUGAAAGAUCUUCUUAGUUUUGCUUCAAAGUAUGAAAAUGAACCUUAAACUUGUAAGGCAUAGCAGGUAUAUGCAAUAACCGUUAUUAAUUCAUAUAUUAAAAAAAUCAGUAAAGCCCAAUGUCGCACAAUUUUAAAUAUAAGUGUAUUUUAAUAAUAAUUUAAAACUGGUGAGUCUUUGAACGAAUGUAUCUUUUGUAAUUUACAUUUUCAGUAAAAAAGGAACUUGCAAUUUGAUGAAUGGCUAUGGUUGGUAUUGAAUAAAAUGUUUUAAAAAAUAUAUUAUACUGAUAUCGUAUACGUAGAUUUUUAUAAAUAGUGUUUGCAGUUGUAUUUCAUAUAAAUACGUACAAGAAGAAUUUGUUUUUGGAUUUUUAGAUUCAUGUCGCAUCAGCGAUGGUUCUUGCAAUAGUAUAUUAUACAGUUUUAAGGCGAUGCAUGUUAUAUGACGUGUACAUGUUUAUUCUAUAACAUAACUAAUAUCCACAUAAUUUCUUUUUCUUAUUGACCAUCUCAGAGGUUCCUGUCUUGUUAAAGCGUAUCAGUGUGCUUUGAACAUUUUCUGAAAAAUAUCCGGAUAUUAGCAUAAGGUGUAUCAUUAUAUUAUUAUCGCUGAACAUAGUUGAAACAUUUAAAUAUUGCAGGUGAACCUCUUAAUUUAUUCGAAUUGCAUUUGAAUAAAUACAAUUCAU